Messenger RNA from Oncorhynchus keta (chum salmon), 948 nucleotides. RefSeq names its product putative proline-rich protein 21. The record is from RefSeq and is a predicted model, not a curated record. The transcript has a single exon. NCBI's taxonomy places the organism in Eukaryota, Metazoa, Chordata, Actinopteri, Salmoniformes, Salmonidae. The coding region runs from base 1 to 948 and encodes 315 amino acids.
AUGGAGGCAGCAGACUGUAAAGUGUUUAAUACGUCUCCCACAGAGCCCACAGCUCAGAGCCCACAGCUCAGAGCCCACAGCUCAGAGCCCACAGCUCAGAGCCCACAGCACAGAGCCCACAGCUCAGAGCCCACAGCUCAGAGCCCACAGCUCAGAGCCCACAGCUCAGAGCCCACAGCUCAGAGCCCACAGCUCAGAGCCCACAGCACAGAGCCCACAGCUCAGAGCCCACAGCUCAGAGCCCACAGCUCAGAGCCCACAGCUCAGAGCCCACAGCACAGAGCCCACAGCUCAGAGCCCACAGCACAGAGCCCACAGCUCAGAGCCCACAGCUCAGAGCCCACAGCUCAGAGCCCACAGCUCAGAGCCCACAGCUCAGAGCCCACAGCACAGAGCCCACAGCACAGAGCCCACAGCUCAGAGCCCACAGCUCAGAGCCCACAGCUCAGAGCCCACAGCUCAGAGCCCACAGCUCAGAGCCCACAGCUCAGAGCCCACAGCACAGAGCCCACAGCACAGAGCCCACAGCUCAGAGCCCACAGCUCAGAGCCCACAGCACAGAGCCCACAGCUCAGAGCCCACAGCACAGAGCCCACAGCUCAGAGCCCACAGCUCAGAGCCCACAGCUCAGAGCCCACAGCUCAGAGCCCACAGCUCAGAGCCCACAGCACAGAGCCCACAGCACAGAGCCCACAGCUCAGAGCCCACAGCUCAGAGCCCACAGCUCAGAGCCCACAGCUCAGAGCCCACAGCUCAGAGCCCACAGCUCAGAGCCCACAGCUCAGAGCCCACAGCACAGAGCCCACAGCUCAGAGCCCACAGCUCAGAGCCCACAGCUCAGAGCCCACAGCACAGAGCCCACAGCUCAGAGCCCACAGCUCAGAGCCCACAGCUCAGAGCCCACAGCUCAGAGCCCACAGCUCAGACCCUCCAGUUGUCUGUGUCUGA